This is a messenger RNA of Penicillium verrucosum, 2064 nucleotides long. RefSeq lists its product as uncharacterized. NCBI's taxonomy places the organism in Eukaryota, Fungi, Ascomycota, Eurotiomycetes, Eurotiales, Aspergillaceae. The record is from RefSeq and is a predicted model, not a curated record. The transcript is spliced from 2 exons. Bases 1 to 2064 code for a protein of 687 amino acids.
AUGGACAAUCAGAACGCAACACUCUUGAAUGAGCUCCAUAGCGACCUUGCUCGGAAAUACCAAAAACAUGCAGCCGCGGUUGAGACCAUCUGGAAGUCGUUUAGCCCUGACGAACGAGCAAAAUGUUUCAAAGCUGGGGCUGCAGAUGGUGCUGUGUUGAAGCACCCCUUGGACCGGUCUCUGGGAGAUGUCUACAAAGUCAUACCAGAGUUGAAUUUAAACGAUAUCAUGUCCAAUCCAGACUUCCUUUUGAACAUCCUCAAAUAUCGAGCCACAGCGACCCUCUUUGAGCAGUAUUGUGCAGGCGUCAAUGGCGGCCCCGGAGAUCAUGCCAUGAUCGAAGAGUCGAUGCGCAGGGGGCUUAAACACACCAACCCCUUCAAAAACUGCUACACUAUGUUCCAAGGCUCCAUGUACGCCACAUCUUACGAAAUCGUGGCUAAAGAGGCCCUCGCCGUUUUUGAACCCGCUAUUCGCGCGCGCGUCUGUGUUCCACAGUCGGUCGGAGAGUUUGUUAUGCAAAGGCAAAUCUACACCUUGCAAACCCUCAAUAUUCUCAUCGAGGAUAUUCUGGAGCGAGGCUCGCAAACGGCGGCUCUGUCGAAACCAACUACCCAGAAGAAACGUACACCUUCCGACCUGGUCGUCAGUACUCGUGACCACCAAGACACACUUGAAGGGUACAUUGGUUUGCUCUCCACUGAGCCUGUUGUGCUUGCUCACGAUGUGAAUAUCUGGUUUUUCAGCCGCCCAGAACUCGUCCCUGACGAAAAAGGACGCCGAUUGCCUGUUCAUACCGAUAAAUACAUCAGUGCUGCUGUUUUCGAGUCAGUCCACAGUUCAAUUCAGGCAGCCGCCGUUUGGAAAUACAUAGCUAGUAUCCUCGAGCUGCUUGAGAAAUCGGCUGAGGAUAAGGCCUCUCGAGCUAUUCUCCUUCAGGAGAUUUCCAACAUAUGCCAACUCGAAUUGAAUCGUGCGCAAACCCUUUUCAAGCGCCAUGUUCAAACUUCGACGGGAUCCAAGUGGUUCAAGCGAACGUCCAACGUGUAUGAUAGUGCCGGAAAUCCGCGCGUUGGCAUAAAAGGCAAACCGGAAGACAUUGCCACAUCUGACCCACAGCUUCAUUAUAUGUUGCGUCUCUGCCAGCCAAAGCUCACUAUUCCCAACGCCACAGCCUGUAUCACGAAGCUCAGCGAGUAUCAUAAAUCUCACCCCCAGGAGCGGGAGGAGCUGGAGGAUAGAGAGGCCGACGCAUUGGGUGACCUGGCUAUCAUUAUUGGUUUUAUCCAGGACUUGUCUUCUGUGAUUCCUAUUCCCUCAUUUUCCAAUAACAAGGGUCAGAUGUUUGCCUCGAAAGCACAGGAAUUGGAAUCCGAGUUCAACCAAGUUAAGGAUCAACUUGACUUACUCGAUUUUGUCGUUCCUAUCGACAACCUCCUAGAGCCAGGAGUGGCUAGUGGAGCUUUGAAAAAGCUGGACCAAUUUGCCAUCGAAAAGUUUGGCACAAAAAUGGGUUUCUUGUACCAAGACAUGGUCACGGACUGCCUGUCUCGUAUUCAGGAUCAAUGCAAUGAGGCCAAGGCUAAACUGGCCCAGGGGUUGAAGGCUGAGUGGUCUUCUACUCCGGUAAAGACCCCGGAGCCGACAGUGGUCCGAGUCGAACAGCGGAAGCAAAAGGAAAAGACACGUCCCUCUCAUUCGUCUAUCUACGAUAUUGUUACGCCCAAGCUGCCUUCUCCGCAGGAGCCUGUUUCGCUCCCACGGACCUUCAAGAUCGAUGAGUCGACUGCGGAGAUCUUCGCAAGGUUAUUCAGCAAAUCAGAAUCGCGUGGCCCAGUGGCCUGGGCGGCCUUUGCUGAAGCGAUGGCAAAAUUGGGAUUCUCAAUCUCGCCUAAGUAUGGCUCGGUUUAUACCUUCUAUCCACCGGACAGCAUGACUGUAAAGAAGUCAUUCACUGUGCAUAGACCACAUCAGUCUAAAAUGGAGGGAUAUCGAGUCCUUAUGGUGGCCCGGCGGUUGAGGAGUUUGUAUGGAUGGAGCGAAGAGACCUUUCAAGUUAAAUGA